UGUUAGGGUUCUUUUCAAUUUUUGGCAUUCACCAUCAAAUCAGCGAUACUGCCAUCGUUUUGAGCUGCGGCCUUGUUGCACCGGAAACACAUGACUGAGGAGCAAAAAAUCAGAUUCCGUGACUCCAUGGAGCUACAGUAUCAAGAGAGUGAGACAGACGAGUCUUCUUCUUCUUAUAGUUCCUCAGAAGACGAGGAGGAGGAGGAGGAGAUAGAGAAGGAGCUGGCUGAUGUAACGUUUGAGGAGUUGCAGAAAGCACGCUCAAAUGGGGCACAUGCAUUUUUGCAGAAACCCAGAGAGGACAAAAAAUUAAAAAGGGCUAACAAGAACAGGCCAAUGGAGGCUAGUUGCAAGAAGCCGGUUUCUGCUUUUAGAGAGGUCAUCCAAGCUCCAAAGAAG
Cajanus cajan (pigeon pea) is the source of this 399-nucleotide messenger RNA. The record is from RefSeq and is a predicted model, not a curated record. NCBI's taxonomy places the organism in Eukaryota, Viridiplantae, Streptophyta, Magnoliopsida, Fabales, Fabaceae.